AUUGAAGGAGAGAAAAAAGAAAGAAGGAAUCAAAUUAGCUUAGACUAGUAAGAAGUAGACAAGUGGGACAGAAACGGUGGCAGUGCUGCAAUGGCAGUGAUUGAUAUGUGGGUGAUGCAGUUUUGCUCGCCGUUCAAACGGGGAGCUCGAAGGAACCUCAACACUUACAAAAAAAAUUAAACCUACAAAUCUCUCUAACCCCAUUAUAGUUUUACCGUUUCUAUUCUAUUGAUCCAAACUUUUUCAUUUCAAACAACUAUCAACUCUGUAUUCUUACAGGCGUUAACAAAUAUGUCUCUUGUCGAUUGAAACAGAGUGGUUGUUCUGUCUUUUUUUACGGUGAAGUUCUUAAAUAAAUAAGGUUGCUUCCAAGGAAGGAAUCUCAUUAUCCCCAGAAAUAGAACAUUUUAUUAAUUUAAUUUCUCUUCUAAGGAAGUAGAACUUUGGACGGAUUGUCCUGGCAAAUCAUAAGGCUCUUAGCGAUUCCCUCCACUGCCCGCCAUUUCAACCAUUAUCCUUUUUCUAUUUCUCUAGGGACUGUGUUACUGUAAUGUAUGCAGGGAAGUAGAGGGAGAAAGGUGCCGGAGAUGGGGUUUCAGGACCAAACUGCGUCGUCCAGGCCAGGCUUUAGAGCUCGUGAUUCCAGCCCCGAUUCUGUCAUUUACGCUCUUGAGUCGAGUUUCAGUCUCUUUUCUUCUGCUUCUGCCAGUGUGGAGCGCUGCUCUUUUGCGUCGGAGGCACACGACCGCGAUUCUCUCAUCUCUGAAAUCUCACUUCAUUUGGCAGGGCAUGAUGAAGGAAACCACGAGAGUUGCGGUGGUCCAGAUCCAGAUCCAAACAAACCUGCACUAAGCAACAAACACAGUCGUCUCUAUACAAAGGGAGAAAAAGCGAAAGCAAAUCAAAAGGAUGACAGCAAUGUCGAUUUAGAAGAUGAGAAUAGAACCGUCGAUUCAGCGAGGAAUUCCUUUUCUCUUGCCCUGAAAGAGUGUCAAGAUCAUAGAUCCAGAUCUGAAGCUCAAUCCAGGAAACUGGACAGAAGGAGACCUGCUUCAUUGGAUCUAAAUAACGCUACCACAACUUCCUCACCUCGUUUGGCAGCUGUAAAGAAGAACCCUGUUGUAUCAACGCGCAAAACUGGAACAUUUCCAAGCCCUGGGACGCCGAAUUAUCGGCACAAUAGCUUUGGUAUGCAAAAGGGGUGGAGCUCAGAGCGUGUGCCAUUGCACAACAAUGGUGGUCGGAAACAUGCUAAUAACCCUGCAUUGCUGACUCUUAAUAGCGGCAGAACAUUGCCAUCAAAGUGGGAAGAUGCUGAAAGGUGGAUCUUUAGUCCCAUAUCCGGUGAUGGGGUUGUGAGGAACUCAGUUCCACUUCCUCAACGGCGACCGAAGUCAAAGAGUGGGCCACUUGGCCCUCCUGGUUCUGCAUACUAUUCACUAUAUUCGCCAGCAGUUCCGGCCUACGAAGGUGGGAGUUUUGGGAAUUUCAUUACAGGGUCACCAUUUUCAGCUGGAGUGAUAUCAGCUAAUAGCUUGGGGAUUCAUUCCGGUGGGCAUGAAGUGGCCUUUCAUGGACAAACAGAGCCCUCCAUGGCGCGAUCACUUAGUGUUCAUGGAUGCUCUGAAAUGUUGGGUCAAUUGUCAUCAACAACAGGCUUACAAGAAGAAUCAGGCGACAUUCUAACUAGAGUCAAGGAUUCAGGGACGGAUGUUUCUCGUGUUGUUUCAAGAAGGGACAUGGCUACACAAAUGAGCCCAGAGAGUAGUGUCCAUUCAUCUCCCAAGACGAGACCGUCAAUCUCUGCCUCAAGUUCAUCUGCUAUGCAUAUGUUUGAGCUGGGAGCUGUCACUUCUAAGUUGGAGAUCAGGGAUGUACAAGUUGAUAAUCAAGUUACUAUGACAAGAUGGUCUAAGAAACAUAAAGGCUCGUUUCCUUGGAAAGACUCUCUUGAUGACAGGAGGAAGAAAGAUGUUGAUGCGGUUUCUCGAUGUUCGGAUCUAGACAUUCCUCACAUAGGAAAAAGUAUUUCAAAGGUUAAGCGUGAGGAAGCCAAAAUAACUGCAUGGGAAAAUCUACAGAAAGCAAAAGCUGAUGCAGCUAUACGGAAACUAGAGAUGAAGCUGGAAAAGAAGAGAGCAACGUCAAUGGAUAAGAUCAUGAAUAAACUUAAAUCUGCUCAGAAGAGAGCCCAAGAAAUGAGGAGCUCAGUGAUGGCAAACCAGUCCCCCCAAGAUAACAGGACAUCUAUCAAGUCUCUAUCUUUUUAUCGAGCCCGUCCUAUGGGUUCCCUAAGUGGUUGUUUCACCUGCCAUGCUUUUUAGUGCUCCGUUGAUUACCAAUUCCCUGAUAUGGCCGUUCAACCAGGAAUACUUGAAGUGCUGGGCCUCCCUAUGUCUGCAGUUUGUUCUGGAACAAAAGUUUCGUUUUCAUAAAAAUUUAGCGUUAAUGUUGAUCAAGGCAGUCAUGGAUCUUGUUUUGACAGAUAGAGUUUAUAUUUACUGAUAAUUGGCGUUUAAGAACAUGGAACAACAUUGUAUAGAUGAAGAGAUGCUGCCACUUCCACUCGAAUGUGGCGUCGAUGCAGUUUUCUCGUGGUGUGGUUAAUUAUUCUACUAGAGAUUCGUAAUGAGCUUGUAAAACAUUCAUAACCAACUUCAUGGGAGGUGAAAUAUCAGAAACUUUCUGUAGCCAACUUCCAUGUAGACAAAAGUUCGAGAUUUGGUGCAAUGUUUGUAACUAAAGUAACCCCUUUUCUCUAAUCUGUUUAAUUCUCAACAGGUUUUGUUUUCUACUAAACUAUAUUGUCUAAGGCUUGAUGGUGUUAUAUGCACAAAAAAAUUAUCGAAUAA
Cucumis sativus (cucumber) is the source of this 2852-nucleotide messenger RNA. RefSeq lists its product as uncharacterized. The record is from RefSeq and is a predicted model, not a curated record. The transcript has 8 exons. The coding region runs from base 555 to 2324 and encodes 589 amino acids. NCBI's taxonomy places the organism in Eukaryota, Viridiplantae, Streptophyta, Magnoliopsida, Cucurbitales, Cucurbitaceae.